CGACUGGGCAGGAAAGUCGGCUUUAAAAUGAAUAGGUACUGAAGGGGAAUAAAACGGAGGGUGGCAGUAAUGCAACAUCGGGGAAGGCAACUGCCGUAAAAUCUGAAAGAAAGCAAAAGGAAAAACAAAGAAGGAGAUGAGGAGGAAGAAUAAGCAGGUGUGAACAGACCACGCUAGGGGGCGCUGUGCCCCCGCUCUUCACGCUGCAGGGUGAGAGGUCGAAGUGGAGAGGUCUCUGUGGGGUUUGACAACCAGUAGAGUUGAGACGCUGCUGCUGCUGCGUGUCAGCGUCAGGUCCGAGGCAUGCAAGGUAGCUUUUAGCCUGUUUCAUAAACAAACGGAAUAACGCGGCAGUUGCUUGUCAGUUUACCCAGGAGGACCUCAGCAACAACUACACUUGAGGAUCUCUGAAGUUUGCCCAGGUCCCUGGAUGCACCGCGGCGCAACGUACUCCGCCGCCCAGUGCUUCCCAAUGGCCGGGAGUUGACCCCGCCCACCAAGAUGACGCUGCGCGAGCAGCUGAGAGAGAAGAUCUCGGCGGCCUUCUACCGCCACGGGCUGCUGUGCGCCUCCUACCCAGUACCCAUCAUCCUCUUCACCUCUGCCAGCAUCCUCACCUGCUGCUAUCCGUUAUUGAGGCUUCCCCUGCCUGGGACGGGUCCUGUGGAGUUCACCACGGGGGUGCGAGACUACAGCGUCCCUUCCCAUGAGCCUCAGGGAGACCUCGGAGAACGGCCCGACUGGUACCGGGGUCCUCCGGUUGCCUACAUCCAGCAGGUGUUGGUGAAGGCAGCGGUGUCUCCGUGGGACAGCAGCCUCGUACCGGUGGACGUGUUUCGGUCACCACUGGGCCGAGUCUUUAGCUUGCUGGAGGAGAUCCGCAACCACGUCCACUCUGACAGCUCCGGGGUUCGCAGUCUGGAGACGUUAUGUCUCCAGGUGACAGACCUGUUUCCAGGGUUACGGCGGAUGCAGUCGGUGCUUCCAGAGCACGGCUGCUUGCUUGUUUCUCCCGGCAACUACUGGCAGAACCAGCGUGAGCUGUUCGACUCGGACCCCGACCUCCUCAAGACCAUCCAGAAACAUGAGCCCAAAGGCCUGCACACCUCGGCCACACUGCGAGACCUGCUGUUUGGCGUUCCUGGAAAGUACACGGGGGUCAGUCAUUACAACAGGAAGAGGGUGGUGACAUACACAAUCACUGUAGUGUUGUCCAGCUAUGAUGCAAGGUUCCUGGGCAGCCUGCGGGCCCGUCUGAAGCAGCUCCACCCGUCAGCCAACUGCAGCCUGAGAGACGACCACAUGGUUCACGUCCACUUCAAGGAGGAGAUCGGCAUCGCUGAGCUCAUCCCCCUCGUCACCACAUACAUCAUCCUUUUUGCCUACAUCUACUUCUCCACACGUAAGAUUGACAUGGUGAAGUCUAAGUGGGGCCUGGCUCUGGCUGCUGUGGUCACAGUGCUCAGCUCACUGCUCAUGUCUGUGGGACUGUGUACACUGUUUGGGCUGACACCCACACUCAAUGGAGGGGAGAUUUUUCCAUACCUGGUGGUGGUGAUCGGCCUGGAGAACGUCUUGGUCCUCACAAAGUCCGUGGUCUCCACACCUGUUGACCUCGAGGUCAAACUCCGCAUUGCUCAGGGCCUCAGUAAUGAGAGCUGGUCUAUCAUGAAGAACAUGGCCACUGAACUAUGCAUCAUCCUCAUUGGAUAUUUCACUCUGGUGCCAGCUAUCCAGGAGUUCUGUUUGUUUGCUGUUGUGGGGCUGGUGUCUGACUUCUUCCUGCAGAUGUUUUUCUUCACCACAGUGCUGUCUAUAGACAUCCGCCGUAUGGAGCUGGCUGACUUGAACCGCCGCCUGCCGGCCGAAGCAGGGCUGCCUCCACCCAAACCAGGCCCACUGCGUCCACGCGAGGCCCCCCCUCCACCACGACCCUCCCCCCACACAAUCACCCUGCAGACCCCGGCCUUCAGGAACCUGAGGCUCCCCAAGAGGCUGCGUGUGGUGUACUUCCUGGCCCGUACACGCCUGGCUCAGCGUAUCAUCAUGGCUGGCACGGUCAUUUGGAUCGGCAUCCUCGUCUAUACUGACCCGGCCGGGAUACGCACCUACCUGGCUGCACAGGUAUCUGAUCAAAGCCCUCUGGGAGAUCCUGGAGGAGGUGGCAUGCCCCCCCACCUGGGUGUGGCCCCUGUUUUCCGUGGUGGAGAUCCUACCAGUACCCUCAGUAUCCACCCUGCACCAGAUCCAACUCCCAUACCCGAGAACCAGUCGCAGGGCCACCACGGCUCAGCCAGGGCAGGGUCCCUCCCCCAUGCCCCACCUGCGGUGCCUCAGAUCACCUGGGGGGCGGAGGAUGAGGAGGGCUGGAGGAGACUGUCCUUCAGGCACUGGCCAUCACUCUUCAGCUACUACAACAUCACUUUAGCCAAGAGGUACAUCAGCAUCCUGCCUGUCAUUCCAGUCACCCUUCACCUGAGCCCCCAGGAGGCCAUCGAGACACGUCACCCUCAGGACACAAGACAUCCUCCACCACCCAUUCCCAAGGUCUCUGCAGAUCUACAGACCGACCUCACCCUUUACAAGGUGGCAGCUCUGGGCCUGGCGGCAGGCGUCCUGUUGGUUCUUCUGCUCUUCUGUCUCUACCGAGUUCUCUGCCCACGUAACUACGGACAAAACGGUGUAGCCCACGGCCACCGGCGCCGAGGGGACCUGCCCUGUGACGAUUAUGGCUACUCACCACCUGUCAGCGAAAUCUCACCACUGCUGUUGAGGGGCCACAGUAUGGAUAUCGAGUGUUUGGCCAGUGACGGGAUGCUGCUGGCAAGCUGCUGCCUGGCCGGACAGAUUCGUGUUUGGGACGCCCAGACUGGGGACUGUCUGACCGUCAUCCCGAACCACGGGCUGAGACGGAGCAGCAGCAGUGGUGGCUGGGACCAGCGGGACGGCUGGGACAGCAUGAGUGGAGCCGCAGAGCUAGAGGGUUUAGGCUCUGAAGGUUGCGACCGCUCCAUCAGUGGUGACGGCCUAUCUGAGGACGAGGGCUACCCGCUGAGGCGCCGCACAGCUCUUGCCCGGCCGACUCUAUUCACCGACCAGCCAGAUCUCACGCCGCUCAUUGACACCAACUUCACCUGCCAGCCGCCCUCCCACCUCUCCACCCCACCUAGGGGAGGGUUUGACUUUGGAGGUCUGGUGGAGCGCGCCUACAUAGAGCACGAGCCCCCCUCACCCUCUACCUACCCCUCUCCUUCCUCAGCCUCCUCCUCGCCACCUUCAGGAGCUCAACUCCAGAGAAGACCCAGCUUAGGGGAUGCAUCCGGCCCCUUUACCCAGGAGAGGGCCUCCGCGGCAGGGAUGCAAGCGAUGCCAGACUGGGAAAGCUCUGUCUGGGCCAUGGAGCUGAGAGGAAAUCUGAUAGCAGCUGGGAGGAGCAGUGGUAAACUGGAGCUGUGGGAUGCCGUGGAGGGGUCGUUGCUCUGCAGUAAUGAAGAUGGUGUCUCGGGGAUCACAGCUCUUGCCUUCCUCAACAACAGAAUCGUAGCGGCUCGACUGAAUGGGUCCCUAGAUUUCUUCACUGUUGAGAUAAACAAACCUCUGGGUCUGCUGCAGUACAGAGGUGCCCCGGGGCGCAGCAGCAUGCCUCCGUCUCCAUGUUACAGCAGCGAGGACGUGAUCAGCCUCCAGCUCACGCGCUCGAUACAGUGCGCUCACCAGAAGCCUAUCACGGUGCUGCGAGCGGCCGCCGGGAGGGUUGUCACUGGCAGCCAGGACCACACAGUCCGGGUCUAUCGUCUAGAGGACUCGUGCUGCCUCUUCACCCUGCAGGGUCACUCUGGAGGGAUCACAGCCAUCUACAUAGACCAGACGAUGGUCCUGGCGAGCGGUGGGCAGGACGGCGCCAUCUGCCUGUGGGACGUCCUGACAGGGAGCCGGGUCAGCCAUGUUUACGGUCACCGCGGCGAUGUCACCUCUCUGGUCUGCACCACCUCUUGUGUCAUCAGCUCAGGACUGGAUGACCUCAUCUGUAUCUGGGACCGCAGCACUGGGAUCAAGCUCUACUCCAUACAGCAGGAGGUGGGAUGCGGGGCCAGUCUGGGAGUGAUCUCUGAGUCUCUCCUAGUCACAGGGGGCCAGGGCUGCGUCUCCUUCUGGGACCUGAACUUUGGGGACCUGCUGCAGACGGUCUACUUGGGCCAGAGCAGCGACGGCCAGGGCGUCCGGCAGCUUCUGGUGCUCGACAACGCCGCCAUUGUCUGCGACUUUGGCAGCGAGCUCAGCUUGGUUUAUGUGCCCUCGGUGCUGGAGAAACUAGACUGAGGAAGAAUAGAUGGCAAGAGUGGAUGAUGGUGGGAACACUCACUAAAAAAAAAAAAAACAUGCAGUCAGAACAUCCUUUUCCUCUUCAUCCUUUCGACUUUCCCACAGUUUUUUGCUUUCUUUUAUGGUUUCUGACUCCCGGAUGAGGCGAUCAUUAGACCGGUUUCCAUGUACAAGGCGUUCUGUUGUUUUAUAAAAGUGAGAUGUUUUAGCUACAAGCCUGGAUGUAAUGAGGAAGAAAAUUCUGAACACUGUGCAACCUGCUGCAUUUUAUCGGAGGAGGCCGACAGACCUCUGACCAUGACAUUUACGAGGGUCAUGAGGUUCUGCGUUGUGAGAAAGGCUGGAUGUUUCUCCCUGAGAGAGGAUCCACCAGUCACCAGUUUGUGCUUUUUGUGUGCGCGUGUUUGUUUUGUGGCUCUGCCCUCUAUGCUGCUGACACGGGUGGGGCUUCACAGGGACCCCACCCGCCCAGAGAGGAAGAUAAAACUGUCUCCUUAUUUUUUUUUUAAUAUUCCUGCUGCCGCCGUGCAGCCACAGUGAGCUUGACAGGUUUACAGCCUGUUGGGAUGAGCUAAGCAGUUAUACAUAAGUGUGUGUGUGUGUGUGUGUGUGUGUGUGUGUGUGAUUGAAUGAAUGAAUCUAGGUUCUUUUUAUGGUAAGAGACUGCUGAGAACAAAAACUGAUUGAUUGGUUAUGAGUGAAAUGUGCGUGUGAGGGAGAACUGAUGAUUACUGUAUAAAGUAAACCUCCAGAGGGGGCUGUUUUUAUAUGUAUAAAUCUAUUAUUUAUUAGCGAUACAUUUUUGAAUAACAGUUUGUUUAUGAAUGGCUAAUCCCAGCUCUUAAACAAGAAUAUAAUAAUGUGGGGAUAAAUGUAAGAUGGUGAUUAUUUCUUUGGCAGGGUUGGGGCUCUGGUUAUAAAUUGAUUAUUCGUAAUAUUUACUGGAAACACUUUAGUGUUUGUUGUUAUGGAGUUGGGGGCUGUAGGGGUAGAGGUUCCUCCUUUUAUCCCAGCUUCGGCCUCUGAUUCUGGGGUUACUGAUGCUGUACGAGGGGCCCCUGGGGCCACUCUGCCCCUGUGUGCUACACCUUCAUUAGGCUACCUCCAUUUUCCAAACUGCUUGAAUUUUGGAUGACAAUACUGACGUCGUCCUGCACAGGCUGUCAUUGGCUGAAGUCAUGUUUACAUUGGCUACCGUUAUGUUUUAUAAAUUGUGCCCUUAAGAGAUUUUUUUUUUUUUUUUUUUUUGUAAAUCACGGUUAACCUCUAACUGGUUAAACUUAAACUGUUUCCAUUUUGCCCGCAAACAAUGACAGAACUUGCUGUACUAUGUCCUACAUCAGGACUCACAGUACAUUUUGUGGUCAUUGUCAUGUUGUUGAUGUGAACUUGAGUGGAGUUGUCUUAAAACCUGUUUCUGCAGCCAGGCAGUGAAAAUGUGAAGAAAGGCAACACAUAGACAAAAUAGACAGUUAAUAUAUCCACCUAAAGACUCACUGUCACUUUUUAAAACUCUGUUUUAUGCAGCUAUAAGAUAAUAUUACACGUAUUUCCUCAAAUAAAAUCGAGUAGUCAGUUAAAAGCAGGGUCUCCAGUUAUGGCCUGUCUCCAAUUAUACUUAUCAAACAGAGGAAAUAAGAAAUAUAGACAUGUCUCUGAUACAAGCCUGCUUCAGAUAAAGGCCUGUGACCUUCUGCAGUUGAGGUAAAUAAAGGCCCCCUGUCACUGUUUGAGGAAAUACGAUAGAAAUAUUUACACAAAUGCUGUGGUUCAAACAGUUUGCAGUGUUGUGGUCCAUUUAUGGUGCACAUAUCCAGAAAACUAUUCAACAGGUUUGGGACCAAACGGGGGGGGAUAAUAGAAUUUGCAGUUUCACAGUUUCUUGAUCAACUUUUCAAUCAGCCCUAGAUCUAUUCAUAACUCAAAACAAUGACAAUAAACAGUAAGUGUCCAGUUUUAAGGGACAUGGAGUAAUCAGCCACUGGACACAAGGAAGAAAUGCUCAGUUUCUACAAAUCCUUUAGCUUUGAGACUGUGAUAUUCUCUAAUUCGCUAAUUUAGAUAUUGAACUUAUGCUAGAAUCCCAAUUAACAAGUUCCAUAGAAAGCGUUAAUAAGGUUUUCACACCUGUUCAUAACACUUUGAAAGAUGUAUGACUAGUUAGUCUGAUCUAAAAGAUGAUCUAGUACUACUUGGUGUGUUCAGUUGUUUCUCUAAAUCCUAAAACUGUGAAAAAUGACACUGUAAUUCUGUACACAGGUGGAAAUCCACAAAUAGUCCGCAGUUAAAUUAUUUAAUAGCUCGUCUACUCAGUCAACCAACAUGCUGAACUUCACCCCUUUACUCUGGUAACCUGUGCAGAGACCGUGACCCUCCAGGUUUAAGACUUUUCCCUGACUGACACCAACAACAUCCAGAAUGUAUUUCUUCCAAAUCAUCCAUCAUCUACUGUAUCUGCGCCAAUUGAAUGUAAUCCCAGAAGGUGUGACAAACCAACCAACCAGAAAACCAGCAACUAAAUCUUUCACAGUAUCGUAUCGCAACUCUAAUUCAAUGCACUAUUAACCCUCUCUGACGCGUUAUGCUCACACACACAUACACUAGGCACUUACACAAACAUGAGCUUACACACAGGAAAAGUGGACGUACAGUAACUAUAGUAGACGUGCAAACCAAGUUCACAGCUGCAGACGUGCCGAGGUAGCGAGUUACAGGUCUGGUUUCAUAGGGAUGCAAGACCGGAUGGUUUCCAUUCUGCACAAAACAAGCAGCUAAAAAUGACCUUCAGUGUCAGGAUUCACAUUUUUACUUCAAUCUUUAAAGACACCUGAGGUACUUGCAUCCAGCAGAAACCAAGCCUGUGCUCUCCACGGCGCUGUAACCGUGUUAAAGUUUUAGCUUUGUGGUUUCUGUUGUAAAUGGUAGACGAGAAAGUUUUAGAGUUAAAGGUUUAGAUUAAAAACUUAAAGUUUUUAGAUUUUAUGUUUAUUUUUAAACUUCUGUUUUCUAGCAAUGUGAAUUUAAGGUAAAACUAAGGUUAGACAUUUCGGAAAAUAAAGCGUGUUCACUUUCUGGCGGAGAGUUUAACGAGGAGAUCGAAACCACUUCGUUUAACGUCAAGCUAACAGGUAGCGGCUAGCAGCUGGUACAGUUAGCUUAGCACUGAAAACCGGUGCAGCUAGCCCGUUUGUGCUUCUCAUAUGUUAGCAUACGGUAAGCUAACAGAGUUUACCAUUGGUUUGUCUAAAAGACAGUUAAUCGGUCCUUUAUUUUUAAGUGAUUUUCAGAAUAAUCAAAAACUCUUCUAAUCAUCUGGAUGAAAAAAUGUUCGCUCGGCGGCACGAUUAAAAAUGAUUUUUAUCUAGAAGUUGCAACUUCGCGUCCUAGCCAGGAAGCUGACGACAGCCAUCUUUGGUUUGAUUAGGAAACUUGACUCGAAAUUUGGGAAACGAAGUGACAUUUUUUUAACAUUCAGCGGACACAAUAAACUUUUUUUUUUCACCCGGGUGAUUGGAAGAGAUUCUAGAGAGACCUUCAGAUGACCAGAACAUUAAUAUUUAGUUAUAUUUCAGAGAAGCCAACAUUAACUGGUAACAUGAAUGUAUGCACAUACACCGGAGGCACAAACCGAUGCUUGGAAACUGUCCACUCGGGAACAACAAGGCAACAUACUGUACAUUACAAUAUUCCAUUUUCAGGCAUGAUAGAGUCCAUUUUUACAGACACAGAUCAUCAGACAUUUUAAUGUGCUGUGCUCGCUGAUCUUUACCUGAAUGUUUAAUGUUGCUGCAUAAAGUACUAAUCAGAUAUUUGGGAUUUCUCUCACCUUUUUUAAAGACUGAGUAACACCACAAAAAAAUAUAUCAACAAGCACAUCAGAAUGAAUUCAGAGACUGAGACCUACUGAGCCUGAAAAUGGAAAACAAAAUGCAUCAAAUAAAUAUUGUCCAGUAGUUGGCCUUUUUGUCACCACCACCAGUAUAUAACCUCAUAUUUAACAGAGAGAUAAUGAGUGCUGUCAGUCUCCUCGUCCAGCUAACUCUCCACCAGAAAGCAAAUUAAAGCGUUUUCCAAAAUGUCCAACUAUUCCUUAAAGGAGGGAGGGAGGGUUUGUGUGGCAAUUUCAACUGAAUCUUUGCUUCUUGUGAAUGUUUUGGUUCAUCACAUAUGGACUAGGCCUUGCAACAGACUAUAUCCAGCAAUACUUUGUCAGGCAAUGAAAAUGGUUCUGCCCAGUUUGUUUCAGUAAACCACGCUUCUUGUUGCCAUUCAGCUCCAAACAUACCUUGUCAUCCUGUUGCUUUCAUUCAUGCAGCUGUACAGUGAUACCAUAUCAGGAUUUAGUGGAUGCGGCCUUCACAUCCUUUUCUCCUUUGAGUUGUUAAGGCAGGAAAAAAAAUCCUGUGGCAGCACCCUCACAAUAAAGGCAGACAUCAAAUAUUUAAUGUGUUGUGGUCCACAGCUGACCCUCCACCAGCUGCCUAAACAAAGAGAAAUCAUAUUCCACGUCAUUUCUCACAGUUUAGACCACUGUCAGAAAAAUCAGAGCUGUGGCAAAACACAAAAACUUUAACAAGUCUGUAAAUCCCCUUGUCUGCCCGCCAGCCUCCUCCUUUCAUUAGCAGGCUACAAUCUACACAGGCUGUAGUAGUGGAGGUAACUUAUUUACUGUUUUGUAACACAAAAAAAGCGCAAGACUUUUUACUAAUUUUCAAAUAAAGAGGCUUUGAUACAA
This is a messenger RNA of Toxotes jaculatrix (banded archerfish), 9058 nucleotides long. Its product is annotated as SREBF chaperone. The record is from RefSeq and is a predicted model, not a curated record. Gene Ontology annotation, cellular component: endoplasmic reticulum membrane; Golgi membrane. The transcript has 23 exons. Bases 502 to 4320 code for a protein of 1272 amino acids. Gene Ontology annotation, biological process: SREBP signaling pathway. Lineage: Eukaryota; Metazoa; Chordata; Actinopteri; Toxotidae. Gene Ontology annotation, molecular function: protein binding; sterol binding.